UUUCGGAUGUACUCAAACGCCUAAGUAUUUUGUAAACUCAUAUUUUAUAUUAAUUCAAAGCCGAUUUUUCGACUAUAAUUAUCUGUAAAACCAUAAACAUGUGUAGGAACAAUGGAAAGCUGGUUUUUACUUUACUGAUGUUUGGUCCAGUCUUUACUUAAUUCGGUUGCAAAAUGAGCAUCAAAAUAUACUUGCCCAUCGAUUACUUCACCCUCAAAAAGCCAACUAAUUUGUACGGACAAGUACAAAUAAACGAGGACGUCGUAUACUAUGUCGUGGAUGCUGUCGACUUCGACUUCAACACAGCCUCGAUGGAGCAUGGGACAAUCAGCAAUUUGCGUUUCCUCGGCUCUAUCCUGUGCAGUGAUACCUGCGCAGAAAAACCGAACAUCUACCACCAACUCGAUAUGCGCAUAUGUUUUACUUACGACAAAAAGGAGCCAAACAUUUCACUGGGAUACAUAGGAAUCACCCCAGAACACCUCAAACAAAUCAAAAUAAUUCUAUAUCACAAGAAAAAGGUGCAAGAUUUGUUUGUCAAUGAUGAGAGUACACUGGAUCAACCAUCGGGAGGUGGUGGCAGCGAUUGUGAUUUUCUGGAGCUCUUUCGGUUGGCCCAGUCCGAAGUUGCAAUUCAUAAGCCCAAAAACAGGGCACUCAAGAGUGGUCUUCACCUGUUACUUCUUGUAGCCGACGCGCCCAUACAGUUGUUUAAAUAUACUGCCGAAAAUGUUUUCAUUAAUAACAUAAUGGGACACACGACUGUUUACAAGCACUUUAAAGAAUGGCAAUCAACCUGUGAUAAAGGUAAUAGGAUGAAAAAUAUUGUAUUAGAUCGAGUAUUGGGUAUACUCUUGAUGGUGGUAAUGUUUUCAUUAGUUACCCCACCGGGCGAUUUCCUUAUACAAAUAUCCCAUGGUAUUAUUAACCAGCUAUACAGCCUGUUGAAUGUUUUGGAAGGAAGUCCUAUUGGUCUCAAAUUGAAUAUACAUUUAAAUAAUUUCUUCCUCGAUUGUUUUAAAUAUCAUAUUCAAUUGUGGUCCAUGUUUUUGGAUUUGAUUGAGCCAAUAGUACGGCAAGUUUUCCUGGCCAUUGGAGUAUUUGGAUGCCUGGGGUUUACAUUCCAGAUAGCUUUACUCGCAGAUUUAAUAUCAAUUGUUUCAUUGCAUUCGCAUUGUUUCCAUAUUUACACCAAAGUUCUAUAUAAAGUGGAAAAGAAAGGAUUAUCCGUACUUUGGCAAGUGGUUCGUGGGAACCGAUAUAAUAUAUUAAAAGGCCGUAUUGAAGCUCAUAAUUAUAUGGAUCGACAGCUAUACCUUGCCACAAUAUUUUUCUCAGCAAUUUUGUUUCUUUUUCCCACUACCCUUGUGUACUAUGUGGUUUUUGCCUUUUUAAAGUCCCUUACACAUGCAACUCUGGCGAUCUUUGAGUUUUUUCGUCGAAAACUUUUGUUUUUCCCGCUAGAAGUGUGCCUUAAAUGGUUACGAAACGAACUACACGAAAUUGACUGUCUUAAAAUCGAGGACGUUGCACUCCCAGCGAAGACAUUUCUGCUGCAUAAACGUUAUAAAAUAAAUGUUGGUGUAUAUAAAAUUCGAGUGUGACAAAUAGAAAAAAACUUUAAUCUUAUUUCAUCUCAUUACACACCAAUUAAACCAAUUACUCAAUUUAAACAGUGCUAAACCGUAGGAAAUGCAUUCCAUACGCCUUAAAUUUGCUAUACAUUUUAAUGCCAUUGCUUAGUAGCUAUCCGGAUCUUGUAUUUAUAUUGAAAUAUGCACAUUUUUAUAUUCGUGUUAAUUAUUUUAUUAUUAUGUUUUCGCGACAUCAAAUUUACACUAGGUUCUAUUGAAAAGCUUAAAUCCCCGAUAGUUAAUGAUUAUGUGAGUAAAACUAAAGCCAGUUAAAGCUAAAACAAUUUAAAAUUCUUAAUGCGACUGAUGUAAAAUAGAUAUUCGUUGGAAUAUGCCAUAGUGAUAUGAAUGAUAAAUAUAUACAUAUAUAACAAAUUUUGGUUUUGAUAAGCCGAUAAUUUAUGGUUUAGUGAACUAAAUUAAGCGUAAUUCUAGCGCAAAUAUGCCAAAAAUUAAUUUUAAAAGGAAAUAUUUAAAUUUUAAAUUGAAUUUAAAACAAACGCUGUAUAAAUUCUGGCAUCAAAAGUCUAGUAAAAGGUUAUAAGUUAUUGUGAAAGGUAAACAA
Messenger RNA from Drosophila pseudoobscura, 2199 nucleotides. RefSeq names its product phosphatidylinositol glycan anchor biosynthesis class Q (gene PIG-Q). Gene Ontology annotation, cellular component: membrane; endoplasmic reticulum. The record is from RefSeq and is a predicted model, not a curated record. Bases 174 to 1604 code for a protein of 476 amino acids. Lineage: Eukaryota; Metazoa; Arthropoda; Insecta; Diptera; Drosophilidae. The transcript is spliced from 10 exons. Gene Ontology annotation, biological process: GPI anchor biosynthetic process.